AUGACCCUCCCGCGCAUCUGCUGGGCCGGCGUCGCUCGUGGCCGCAGCGCCACGACUAGCCGCGUCGCGUUGGUCCUGCUCAGGGACGGCAGCAAGUCGCUCACGAGCUCCGCAGCGCUCGCGAGGCCGGCGGCGGGGACGUCAGCUUUGGCGACAAAGGUGCGGCCGCUCUCGACUGUGGAGGAUCUCGUGUCGGCGGUGGAUGGUGGCGGUGCCAUCACCGAGGCGGAGGUCCUCGAGUGCCAGGCCAAGUGGGCCAGCGCGAUCGCCUCCAUCUCCUCCGUCUACCUCGGCAAGGGAGACUUUGUCGCGGCGGCGGGCGAGGCGGCGGGCGAGCUGUACGGCUACGGCCACCACAACGUGCUCUUCAAGCCGACCAAGGCGACCAAGCACCCCUUCCGCCCGACGGGCGCGGACGCCAUGUCCUACUUCGUCGGCGCCGAGGCGAUGGAGAACGACCA
Molecule: messenger RNA, 461 nt
Organism: Emiliania huxleyi CCMP1516
Lineage: Eukaryota; Haptophyta; Isochrysidales; Noelaerhabdaceae
Exons: 1
Source: RefSeq, a predicted model, not a curated record